GUAUAAUUGCGAGUACAUCGUAUAUGCGGUUGUAUACAAAUUUCGAGAACAUUACUGGUGCCAUAGUGUCAGUCAUUCUGACUCUCAUUAAAAAUGGAUUCGAUACUAAACGAGGCUAUAUGUUUGGAUUUAGCUUUGGGGGACAACUUGCGUCUGCUGUAGGCCGCUCCUUAGGACCACAACAUAUGAUCCAAAGCAUAGAUACGUGUGACAUGGCUGGGCCCGGAUUCGAUCCGAUUGCAGUAGAUCACUCGAAAGCUGGCAAACAUGUGCAAUGCUUUCAUUCAAGCCGUGAUAAAGGAACGUUUGUAUACUCUUGCCACAGAAAUAUAAUGCUGGGCAGCUUUGGACUCGCCCAGCCAUCAGUAUCCAGUCAACUUCAUCUUGGCAGCCACGGGCUCUGCGUUGACAUCUAUAUUAAUGCUUUUGAUUACCCAUUUUACGCCCUCAACUCGACGCCAUCGAAGUGCAUAGACCUGCAAAAGGUAGCGAAAAUACCAGCUGAUUAUACGGUCGGGUAUGAAGAGAACUUUGACAACCGAGUUACUGGGAAAAUUUUCGUCCCCACUAGUCUACAUUAUCCUUACAACUUAUCAAAAAAAGAGCUCAAGCUGUUAGCUGGAAAAAAGUAGCUUAGCACAUCAUACUUCUGCUCGUUCCUAUUUCUGUAAGCGU
Drosophila miranda is the source of this 675-nucleotide messenger RNA. RefSeq lists its product as uncharacterized. Gene Ontology annotation, molecular function: lipase activity. The transcript is spliced from 4 exons. The coding region runs from base 24 to 632 and encodes 202 amino acids. NCBI's taxonomy places the organism in Eukaryota, Metazoa, Arthropoda, Insecta, Diptera, Drosophilidae. The record is from RefSeq and is a predicted model, not a curated record.